AUGGAAAGAAGGCUCGUAAAGAAAGAAAUGAAAAAGCUCCUGGGAGAUUAUAUUGGCAUCAGACUUCGGGAAAAUGAAUUUGACCCCAAAGGAAGACGGCAACUCACCUUUCUAGAUGAUAUGGCUCACUAUGACUUGGCCAUCAGCGUUGCUUUGCAAUGGCUGGAUCACUCGGAAGACUUAACGUGGCUGGAGUGGGAGGAAGCGAAAAUGCCACUCCGUGGUAGGCCCACGUACCCAAACCGCAGAGAACGAGAAGCUAUGAUUUUAUCAUCUUAUGCUGGAAUCUUAAUGAACAGUAUCCCAAUUGAGGAAGUCUUUAAAAUUUAUGGGGCUGAUUCUUCUGCAAAUUCUGGUACUACCAAGGUGCCCCGAGUUUCAUCUCUCCGUCUCUCCUUGCACCCUUUCGCCAUGUUAACAGCGCCCAAAGCAGCAGAAUACGCCCGCAAGCACAGUGUCAAGUCAAGAAAGGGAGCAACAAAUAAAAAUGCCACCAGCAGCUCUACAAAGGAAGCAAAUGCCACGGAAUGGAAAUCAUCAAAAAGGUUUUCAGGCACACAGCCAAAGAACAAAGGCUUUGCUUGGACAAGUUCCUAUAUGACUUUACACAUCCCAACUUCUCCUCCUCCUCAGUCUUCCAGUUAG
Molecule: messenger RNA, 645 nt
Organism: Propithecus coquereli (Coquerel's sifaka)
Lineage: Eukaryota; Metazoa; Chordata; Mammalia; Primates; Indriidae
Product: chromosome unknown open reading frame, human C2orf80
Exons: 8
Coding region: 1-645 (214 amino acids)
Source: RefSeq, a predicted model, not a curated record